Dentiscutata erythropus is the source of this 343-nucleotide messenger RNA. The record is from the annotation of a GenBank genome assembly. NCBI's taxonomy places the organism in Eukaryota, Fungi, Glomeromycota, Glomeromycetes, Diversisporales, Gigasporaceae.
CAUGACACAAGCCCACUAUCCCAUGUUCAAACACAUAGCACAGUUUAACCUAUCACGAAACAUCACAACUGAUGAACCUCCCAUGCUUCAAUCUGUCAACGAAACAAUCACCAAUGCUCUCCUACCUCUCAUACCCUUAACAGAUAUCGAGUCAACCUUACUUUGGCAACUCGACCCUGCGCAUUUUAAUAUCCAAACGCCUAUAAACAUCCAAGCUCUUCACCUUCUUACACAAACCAAGACAAGUAGCCCCGCAUGGCACCAACAUCAACCAACCGACUUAGCCAACUGCCUCCCGCAGCAACGAGCUUCGAAAGUCAAAGAACAAUCAGAUGGACAAUGA